UGUCCUAAAUUUUGGCGGGUUGCUAAACAUGUAACACGAUACAUGAGUUGGUUAGGAGUCCCCCCCUCAAUCUUUGAGGAAACAUUUUUACACAUGUUAAUUUGUCAUUCCACGUUUGACGUGAAUUUCAUUUUGUGCGCUAUUAGCAUUUAAAAUCUAUGUUUUUUUUUUAAAUUAUCUGACUUGCAUGUGUAAGCGCUUUAUCUGACUGGAUGAACAAACAUAGGUCAUGUAUAAAUUCAGACUAUGAAAACGUGCAUCUUGCACAUUAUGACCACGAAUUAAUUAGCCUCAUCAAACUUAACUUCAGGCAACAUCUUUCGUUUGAACCAUGACCAUGGGUUCAGCCCUCUAUUCCAAUUUCUCUGGUUAGCCACGGACAGACAACAGUUGCACGGACACUGCGCAUCCAUUGGUCGGAGGCACCACGACAUCGGUACCCGCCCCUGAGUUGCAUUGCCUAAAUCCCCACGGACACUCCAAGCGCAGGGUCAGAGGAGCGCACCUGUGUGUUCGACUGUCAACUAGCCACACUUGUACAGAAUUAUGAGUGGACGGGUUGGCGACCUCAGCCCAAAGCAGGCUGCUGCUUUGGAAGAGUUUAGAGAAAGAGUUCAGGACAUCCUGCCUCUACUGCCUUCCCAGAGCGACCACUACCUUCUACGAUGGCUCAGAGCCAGGACAUUUAACGUUGACAAAUCUGAGAGUAUGCUCAGAAAGCAUGUGGAGUUUCGCAAGUACAUGAAAGCGGACACAAUCAUUGAAGACUUUAAACCACCCGAGGUGAUUGAGAAGUAUGUCUCAGGGGGAUUGUGUGGCUUUGACAAGGAGGGAAACCCCAUCUGGUAUGACGUCAUCGGGCCUCUGGACCCCAAAGGUCUGCUGAUGUCUGCCACAAAGCAGGACUAUAUAAGGCUCAAGGUGCGGGACACGGAGAUGCUGCGCAAAGUGUGCGAGCAGCAGUCUGAAAAGAUUGGGAGGCACGUGGAGGCCAUCACCCUGAUCUACGACUGUGAGGGGCUGGGCAUGAAGCACAUGUGGAAACCUGCUGUGGAGGCCUACGGAGAUAUUCUCUCCAUGUUUGAGGAGAACUACCCAGAGAGCCUUAUAAGAGUGUUUCUCAUCAAGGCUCCCAAAAUCUUCCCAAUCGCUUUCAACCUCGUGAAGCAUUUUCUGUGUGAGGAGACCCGCCGUAAGAUUCUUGUGCUUGGAGGGAACUGGAAGGAUGUUUUGAGGAAGCACAUCGAUGAGGACCAGCUCCCUGUGGCCUAUGGAGGCACACUGACGGACCCCGAUGGAGAUCCCUAUUGCAGGACUAAGAUUAAAUAUGGCGGUGUGGUGCCGAGGUCCUAUUACGUCCAGGACUCCAUCAAGGUGCAGUACGAUCAGACGGUGACCAUCAGUCGAGGAUCAUCCUAUCAGCUGGAGUGUGAGGUCCUCAGCCCAAACAACAUGCUAAGGUGGCAGUUUGCCAGUGAGAGUGCAGACAUUGGCUUCGGUGUGUUUCUGAAGAGGAACGGCAGCAGCGCUGGCGACCAGCAGAAGGUCUCGGACAUGGCGGAGGUGGUACCCAGCGAACGCUACAACGCCCACUUUGUGCCAGAGGAUGGAUCGCUCACCUGUGCAGAGCCUGGAGUGUAUGUCCUGCGCUUUGACAACACCUACAGCGUGCUCUCGUCCAAGAAGGUGAGCUUCAGCGUGGAAGUCCUGACUCCAGAGGGGGAGCCUCAGCCUCGCACCCGCAGGGAGGCCAGCUCGGACUAGAGCUGACCCACCCCCUCUGUAGUUUUUUGAGUGAGGAGUCUGCACACUUAAAAUCCCUUUUUUUGUUUUAUUAUUAAUUGUUUUAUUAAUCCAGCCAUGAAAUAGUAAUAAUAAAAAACAACAAAAAGGAUUUUAAGUGUGCAGACUCUUCACUCAGAAAACUAGAGUCGGCCUUUGUCCUGCACCUUUUCCUGGGAUGUGCACUAUCUUCACCUUCAACUGACCCACACCCUCAACUACACCCACACCUAACCUGGCUCUCACCAGACCUGCUUAGUGCUGGGCAGCACCUACGCAAGCUCCACGCACACGUCUGGAGAGCUGCGUGUUGGGAUUAUUUUUCGACAGCUUUAUCUACCACUUUUCCGUCCUUGCCGCCAAUAAAUUCCUUCAAAUUCG
Messenger RNA from Engraulis encrasicolus (European anchovy), 2163 nucleotides. It is a transcript of the gene sec14l7, whose product is annotated as SEC14-like lipid binding 7. Gene Ontology annotation, cellular component: cytoplasm. The record is from RefSeq and is a predicted model, not a curated record. The transcript is spliced from 14 exons. NCBI's taxonomy places the organism in Eukaryota, Metazoa, Chordata, Actinopteri, Clupeiformes, Engraulidae. The coding region runs from base 547 to 1764 and encodes 405 amino acids.